GGCGAUGUUUUGAAAACCCUACCACCUCUACGGUCCGGUCCCUGCUGCAGCAAUAUGCGAAAAUUAAAUUCUGUCGUCUAGAUGCCAACUCUAAAAUGCGCUAGGCAGCUGGCAAGAACCCCAAACGUCCAGGCGGUGUGAUUAAUUUUUUUUUCGGCCCGUGGUGGAGUUGCGAAAGAGCUGGAGCUGCGGAGAGUGGAGUAGUUGGCCGUGUGGAGUGGAAAGUAAAAGUGGCGGUGCCUCUGUCUCUAUACGUGUGUCCGUGUGUGUUUCCGUGUUUCCCUCAGUGUGUGUGUGUGUGUGCGGUGGGUGUGUGUGUGUGUGCGCGCGAAAAGAAGUUGCAGUUUCUGUAACAGAGUUACAAAAAAAAAAAAAAAAAAAAAAAACAACUGCAACGAGAGCGGUAGCGGGGCAAGUGGGCCUGCAACAAAAGAUAUUAUUUAAGUGUUUAUUACAAAAGCAAUGAGCAGCAUCGUUGGCGAAAAUCUACCCGCCCCACCGCCGCCUGCCGCCACAGCCGCUAGCAUGGGAUCAGUGGGCAGUGGUGGUGGCGGUGGUACAACAACUACCGCCGCCAAUGGACCCCGUGUCGUUACCAUCUCCAAAACGGAAACGGGCUUCGGCUUCAAUGUUCGCGGUCAGGUGUCCGAGGGCGGCCAGUUGCGGUCCAUCAAUGGCGAGCUAUACGCACCGCUGCAGCACGUGAGCGCCGUGCUGGAGAACGGGGCGGCGGAGAAGGCCGGCAUCAAGAAGGGUGAUCGUAUCCUGGAAGUGAACGGCGUUAGCGUGGAGGGAGCUACACACAAACAGGUCGUGGAUCUAAUCAAAUCUGGAGGAGAUUGCCUUACCCUGACGGUGAUAUCGGUGACACAACAGGAGGCUGAUCGACUGGAACCACAAGAGGAUCAGAGUGGUUACUCCUACAUAGACUACUCCGACAAGCGAUCCCUGCCGAUUAGUAUACCAGACUAUGGUAUUGUGAAUCGGAAUGGAGAACGCUACAUUGUCUUCAACAUCCAUAUGGCCGGUAGGCAGCUGUGCUCGCGUCGCUAUCGGGAGUUCGCCAACCUGCACUCACUGCUCCGCAAGGAAUUCUCCGGCUUUAGCUUCCCCAAGCUGCCCGGCAAGUGGCCAUUUCAGCUUAGUGAACAGCAGCUGGACACUCGGCGUCGCGGUCUGGAACAGUAUCUGGAGAAGGUGUGCGCCGUUCGGGUGAUUGCCGAGAGCGAUGCUGUACAGGAUUUUCUAACCGAUACCGAGGACGAUAUAUCGGCAUCGCCGGUGGAUAUUAAGGUUAUGCUGCCGGACCAUGAGGUGAGCACCGUUUCGGUGAAGAAAUCCUCCAACGCCCAGGUGGUGUGGGAGAUUCUGGUGCAGCGCGCCAAUCUCACCGCCUAUACGCAGCAAUACUUCUACCUGUUCGAGAUCGUUGAAUAUAAUUUCGAGCGGAAAUUGCAACCGCACGAGAUACCCCAUCAACUGUAUGUACAGAACUACAGUACCGCCUCCUCCACCUGCCUAUGCGUCCGACGAUGGCUCUUCUCCGUUUCCAAGGAGCUAACGCUGCCGGAGGGCGAACAAGCCGGUCGCUUUAUAUUCUAUCAGGCUGUCGAUGAAGUGAAUCGUGGAAAUAUCCGUGCCGACGGCCGUCUCUACGAGCUGAAGGCACUCCAGGACGCCAAAAAGGCCGCCGAUUAUUUGGCAUUGGCCCGCACACUGCCCGGCUAUGGGGACGUUGUCUUUCCCCACUGUUCCUGUGAUAGCCGCAAAGAGGGACAUGUUGUGCCAGCUGUGGGCAUGAAGAGCUUUCGGCUGCACGCCUGCCGCGAGGAUGGCUCGCUGGAGGCGCAAAUGGUCGAGCUGACCUGGGAUAGCAUCACACGCUUCGAGAGCGACGAGGAGUCCAUGUCCUUUUGCUUUCAGUACAAUCGUCCAGAUAAGCCAGCACGUUGGGUUAAGGUCUACACGCCAUAUCAUGCAUUCCUUGCGGACUGCUUUGAUCGCAUCGGGGAGGAGCGCAAGUGGGACGAUAGCGGUGACUAGGACAGGCCAUUUGCCAAGGACAGGCCAGGACGAGAGCUGGAGCAGAUUAAAAAGCAACCACCCACAACCACCACCACAACCACU
Drosophila bipectinata is the source of this 2127-nucleotide messenger RNA. RefSeq names its product sorting nexin 27 (gene Snx27). Gene Ontology annotation, cellular component: early endosome. Lineage: Eukaryota; Metazoa; Arthropoda; Insecta; Diptera; Drosophilidae. Gene Ontology annotation, molecular function: phosphatidylinositol-3-phosphate binding; protein binding. Gene Ontology annotation, biological process: intracellular protein transport; endocytic recycling; signal transduction. The record is from RefSeq and is a predicted model, not a curated record.